Molecule: messenger RNA, 4757 nt
Organism: Leopardus geoffroyi (Geoffroy's cat)
Lineage: Eukaryota; Metazoa; Chordata; Mammalia; Carnivora; Felidae
Gene: GTF3C5
Product: general transcription factor IIIC subunit 5
Exons: 11
Coding region: 2708-4249 (513 amino acids)
Biological process (GO): transcription initiation at RNA polymerase III promoter
Cellular component (GO): transcription factor TFIIIC complex
Source: RefSeq, a predicted model, not a curated record
UUAAAAUAUCUUACUGUUUUAAUUUUUAUAAAAACAAACGCCCACGUGAACACAAUGAUAAGGCACCUCCCAGAGCCUUGCGAAAAGGUACCUGCAAUCGAGGGGCCCUGAUGUCUCCCAUCCGGGUGCUAACCAGGCCCGACCUUGCUUAGCUUCCAAGAUCAGACCAGAUCCCGCCCGUUCAGGGUGGUAUGGCCAUAGACCCUGAUAUUUAAAUUUUAUUAGUGUCAUUGUAAAUUUGCCUCUGCCUGGCACAUUUGUGAAACUAUUUAACUUGGCAACCUAAACUCCAUUUAUGAACGACCUUUGAAGUUCAGUACUGUACUUAAUUUUGCUUUGGGAUGACAAGCUGCCUAGGGAGGGGAAGGCUCCUGGCGACAGUGGGUCCCACUUUCAGCUGAAAAGAAAACUGAAGCCUCUGAAUAAACCCCACUUCCCGGGUCCCCAUCGGUUGCAGCGGUGGGAUUGUGCGGGGGAAAUUCCUGGACUGGGGAGCGCGUGCAAGGGUGUAGAAGGGGCGUGGCCUCCCUGCGGUCGGACGUGAUCGGAAGCUGCUGACCCCGGCUCAGCACAGGACUCCUGGGAAGCUCUGUUCCCUGCGCUCACAGCCCAUCUCUCCUCCUUCGGCGGCCACUUCCCCUUCUUCCGGGUGUCAUGGGCACCGAUGACCACCAGGUGGCGACGUUGCCUGCGAGGACGCUCUGUCGCCAUCGGGUGGUCAAAAGUGAACACUACUCCUUCUCUCCAAUUCUAAGGCCGUAGGGAGAAUCCAGCCCCCGCUGGAGAGGAGUUUAAACACCUGUGCGCUUCCCAGACUGACCCAGCGGCCCGGAAAGGAAUAUUGAUUCGGGGGCCCACAGAAAACAUUUUCCAAAGCCCUCCAUGCCCUUCGCUAACACAGAAUCAAUAACCUCCCAAGCCCAGGGCUCCCCGUAGAAGGGGCUCCCCAGCCAGGACUCAGUAUUGACUCGUGGGUACCAAAUGCAUGGGAGUCUGAUAUAACACACCGAUUUAUCGAUUUACAAUUGUAGGGAGGGGUUCAGUCCAUAUGCCAUUUAGCGUCUCCCUUCUGGAAAAUGGAACAAACCACCAGAAAACUGCUUGGUGAGCAUGGAAUGAGAACAAAAGGACACGAAAACCUUGAAGGAAAUUGCAUCUCAAGGCGUGAACAAAUGUGGAGGAUUGUCCCAGCCUCACUGCACUGAAUCUUCUUUGGUGAUAGCAAAUGCACCAGUUCCUGCCAGAGAGGCAGGUCAGGGACUGCCAAGUCCUCACAUGCGGGGGCCUUUCUUUCAUUUUAGGGGACUCCUGGCUGGGUCUUCCAAUUAUAAUAUAAUGACAUAUAUUUCACACCCAGCUUACAGGUUUUUCUUUUUAAAAUGCAUUUAAUGGCCUUUGCAGCCGUUUAUGCAGCCUCCUUACAUCCUCUAGAGCAAUGAAGUAAAUCUCCGUUUGAUUUAAAAAUCAUUUCAGAAACCUAGGGUACCCACAUCCAAGGGGUCCCCUGCUUUUUUUUUUUUUUUUUUUUUAAUUCCUCCUAAUAUUCGCAAAUCCAGCCCCUUCUUCCCAUUCUCACUGCCACUUCCCUGGCCCCGGGCAGCAUAUCUUGCCUGGAUUAUGCAGCGUCUCAGUGGGUUUAUCUGAGCGGGCUUCUGCCCUCUCUGAUCCAUUGUCUACACCACAGCUAGAGUCUUUUACAUGCACAAGUCAGAUCAAGCCACUCCCGGUAUAAAACCCUUCAACAUCGCACUCAGCCGACAGGUUGGACGCACACAUUUUUAGGCUCUGUCUGGCAUAUGUCGACCUCUGACCCCUCCCUCAAUGUCCCCCAGUCUGCUCCCUACAGUUUUGUCCUCUGUCACUUCCUGGAAUGGGCCAUGCCCCUCGCUUCAGGGUCUCCCACAGGGCCGCUCACUUCAUGCUCCGCUCCUCUGUUAGGUUCUGAGUAGUUCCCAGCACACGGUAGGCGCUUAAUAACUACGAAACGAGGGACUUCACGCCGCUUUCCGACCCGAGCUCCGGGGUUUUUCUGUGCGUGGACGUGAGGAGAGCAUUCAAAGCGCAAUGUCUUCACGCUGGCACUUCCAGGUCCACCUCCCCUCGCCGCCGGAGACUCCUCCCCGGAGCAGCCGGCAGGAGCGGGUGCCGGACCCCACGAAAACCCCUCGGCGUUCCAGUCCGGAAAUCUACUCGGCGCAGGGACUGUCCGUCGCCGGAAGGCGGGCCGGAAGUCUGACUCGGGCCCGCCCCCGAGCCGUCAUUGGAAGAAGCCCUAGGAAGGGGCGGGGACCCGGCCCAGUUCCGGCCCAGUUCUGGCUCUUCAUUGGGUGAAACCUAAGAGCUAGUAGAAGGGGCGGAAGCUGGCUUCCCCCUGACGCUUCAUUGGCUAAAAGCGAGAACUGGGCGGUGUCUUACAGUCCGAGUCCCUCUUGGGUUGCUGGGAGCGGCAAACCGUCGUCCCGCCCCUCGGGGUACUCUUCAUCAUUUUAAACACAGAAUUGAGGACCAGGCGGUCGAUCACCCCGAAACCUUGGGGCCUCCCCUCGGGCCUUUGCUCCCAGAGGCCUCGAGUCUCGCUAAGCCCAGGGAUGUAGAGAGACGCGAGCAGCGAGGGAACCCGGAACAAUUCUUUGGCGGAACCACUGCGAGAGGCCCCUAGGAACGCGUGGAGGGCCGGACCGCGACGAGCCGGACCAGACGUGCAGGGAUGGCGGCGGCGGACGUGGGGCCAGGGACCGCGGUCCCCGUGGACCUGCGGCGCGAGCGACGCAUGGUGUGCGUGGAGUACCCAGGCGUGGUGCGCGACGUGUCCAAGAUGCUGCCGACUCUGGGCGGCGAGGAGGGCGUCUCCCGGAUCUACGCAGACCCCACCAAGAGGCUGGAGCUGUACUUCCGGCCCAAGGACCCUUACUGCCACCCGGUAUGCGCCAACCGCUUCAGUACCAGCAGCCUGCUGCUGCGGAUCAGGAGGAAGACGAAGCGACAGAGGGCGGUGCCGGGUCCUGGGGCCCACCCCGAGGUCGCAUUCGACAUCGAGAUGCUUGGCAUCAUCUCCACCAUUUAUAAAUUUCAAGGAAUGUCCGACUUCCAGUACUUGGCUGUGCACACGGAGGCGGGCGGCAGGUGCGUGUCUAUGUAUGACAAAGUGCUCAUGCUAAAGCCUGAGAAGGAGAGUUUCUUCCACCAGGAGCUGCCGCUCUACAUCCCCCCGCCCAUCUUCUCUCGGCUGGACACCCCGGUGGACUAUUUCUACCGACCGGAGACACAGCACCGGGAAGGCUACAACAACCCCCCCGUCUCAGGCGAGAACCUGAUCGGCCUGAGCAGGGCCCGGCGCCCCCACAAUGCCAUCUUCGUCAACUUUGAAGAGGACGAGGUGCCCGUGCGGCCCCUGGAGGCUGCAGUGCAGACGUGGAGGAGGAUCUCCACCAACCCGGUGGACCGGAAGGUGGAGGAGGAGCUGAGGAAGCUGUUUGAAAUCCGUCCCAUCUGGUCACGUAACGCUGUCAAGGCCAACAUCAGCGUCCACCCUGACAAGCUCAAGGUUCUGCUGCCCUUCGUGGCCUAUUACAUGAUAACAGGCCCCUGGAGAAGCCUGUGGAUCCGAUACGGGUAUGAUCCCCGAAAAAACCCAGAUGCCAAAAUUUAUCAAGUCCUUGACUUCCGAAUCCGUUGUGGAAUGAAAUACGGUUACGCCCCGAGUGAUAUGCCUGUCAAGGCCAAGCGCAGCACCUACAACUACAGCCUCCCCAUCACUGUCAAAAAGAUGCCCAGCCAGCUCGUCACCAUGCACGACCUGAAGCAGGGCCUGGGCCCGUCAGGGACAGGUGGCACGCGGAAAUCGACCUCUAACAAGUACAAGCUCAAGGACUCGGUCUACGUCUUCCGGGAGGGGGCCCUGCCGCCCUAUCGCCAGAUGUUCUACCAGUUAUGUGACCUGAAUGUGGAAGAGUUACAGAGAAUCAUUCACCGCAACGACGGGGCCGAGAACUGCUGCACAGAGCGAGAUGGCUGGUGCCUCCCCAAGACCAGUGACAACCUGAGGGACACCAUGUCCCUCAUGAUCCGGCAGACCAUCCGCUCCAAGAGGCCUGCUCUCUUCUCCAGCCCGACCAAGGCUGAUGGCGGGAAAGAACAACUGACGUACGAGUCUGGGGAAGACGAGGACGAGGAGGAGGAGGAGGAGGACUUCAAGCCAUCCGACGGCAGUGAGAACGAGAUGGAGACCGAGAUUCUGGACUACGUGUGACGCAGACCUACAGCCACGGCUGGGCCUCCUUGAUCAGACGAGACUGGUAACGGUGCCAGGACAAGCCGUGGCUCCCCAGUGUUGCCCACAGCAACCAGAACGGCCCUAGGAGACCCCUCAGAGGAAAGCUGGGACCCCGGCACUGGGUGCCAUUGACCCUGGUCCUGCCCAUCUGCCCCAGACACCUGCUGCUCCGGGAUGCCCUCUGGCCCGGGGUGCCUGGGGACACCUCCAGAGGUUGUGACCUGGCUCUGUGCAGCUGUGAGCCAGCCCGGUGUCCAAUGGGCUGAGCCAAUGGCCACCACCUCUCUAUGGCUGAGAACAGCUGGCGGUGGAGACGAUGUGGCCUGAAGACGCUGCUCUUGCCUUGGAGGUUAUGGCUGAUGGCAGUCCUGGCGUAAGGAAACUAUUCCGCGGUCACAGACGGGCGAAGACGGCCCUUGCAUUUGGAUCCCAUCAGCCUGGGGCCCAGCUGGAAUCGUCCCGAUCAAAUACACUUUCCCAAGGA